AAGAAACAAAGAUCUGUGUUUCUUGGCGAUGGAACAUUUCUCCUCUCCACAUUCUCUGCUUCUUUUGGUGAUAUCAACAUGACGUCUAAUAAGGGUCUUGACGUUGAUGCUAUUCAGGCUGCUCCGCCCGUGGUGCAGAACCAUGAUACGGAUGAUGAGAAGCCUGUCCUCAACACCGGAGGUCAUGGACCUACGCAGCGAAGGCUGAAGGAUUAUCACAUCACCUGGAUUGGUCUUUGCAGUGGUAUUGGUACGGGGUUGUUUAUUGGAACUGGUUCGGCUUAUGCCAGUGCUGGUCCUGCUGGUCUGCUUCUGGCGUAUAUCGUCGUUGGAGCUGUUCUUUGGUGUGUUAUGCAGAGUAUCUCUGAGCUCGCGACACUGUUCCCUACUGCUGGUUCGUUCCCUCAUUGGGCCACUCGCUUCAUUGAUCCUUCAGUCGGUUUCUCACUCGCCAUCUCAUACGGUUACUGCUACACCAUCGCCAUCGCAUCCGAAUGCUCAGCCGCCGCCGUUCUCGUCAGCUACUGGACCGAUCUCACUCCCGCAGUAGUCAUCACCAUCAGUCUUGUUCUCAUCCUAUGGAUCAACCUGAUGAGCGUCCGAUUCUUCGGUGAGACUGAAGUCGUCACUGGUGGUAUCAAGGUUCUCUGCUUCCUCGGUCUCGUCAUUGUCGCGAUUGUCAUUACUGCUGGCGGUGGUCCUAAUCACAAGUCCAUUGGUUUCAAGUACUGGAAUAACCCCGGUGCUUGGGUCGAUUACAAUGGCAUCACUGGCUCAACCGGACACUUCCUCGGCUUCCUCUCCGCCUUCGUCAACGCCUCCUUCUCUUUCGUCGGUGUUGAGACCGUCGUCAUCACCGCCGCCGAGUCUGUCAACCCUCACAAGGCUAUCCCCAAGGCUGCCAACCGUGUCACCUACCGUAUCGGCUUCUUUUACGUCCUCGGUGCCCUCUUGAUAGGCUUGAUUGUCGAUCCGAGGAAUGCUGACCUUGUUUCUGGCUCUGGUAACGCUAAGAGUUCGCCAUGGGUUAUCGCUAUCCAGACCGCUGGUAUCAAGGUUCUCCCUUCGAUCGUCAACGCCUGCAUUCUGGUUUCUGCCUGGUCUGCUGGUAACUCUUACUGCUGGGUUGGUUCUCGUAUGAUCCUCGCCAUGACUACCGAUCGACAGCUCCCUCAAUUCUUCGCCCGCACCACCUCAAAGGGUGUUCCUUACGUAGCAGUUAUCACUGCCUGGUUGUUUGGACCCUUGGCGUAUCUGAGUCUUGGUUCUGGUGGCGCUGCUCAGGCUUUCUCUUGGCUUCUCAACCUCAGCACAGUCGCAGGCCUCAUCGCAUGGGGAACUCUCUGCUUCUGUUACAUCCGCUUCUAUCGCGCCAUGAAGGUUCAAGGCAUCGACCGCAACACCCUCCCCUGGAAGGCGCCUUGGCAGCCCUACACCGCAUGGUUUGGCGGUAUUGGCUCCAUCGUCAUCACCCUCGUCGCUGGAUUCCCUGUCUUCCUCAAGGGUAAUUGGAACACUGCCGAUUUCGUCGCCUCAUAUGUCGGCAUUCCAAUCUUCAUCGUCCCCAUCAUCGCAUGGAAGCUUUAUCACCGCACCAAGGUUCUACGAGCCCACGAAAUCGACUUGUGGUCUGGUCGUUUAUCUGACGAUGCCAUCUCAGCCCAUGACACUGAGCGGGAGCAUGUUUAAGCACUACCUUGGCAUAUUAUGGAUCUCGAAACAUUCUUGCAUGCAACUCGCAUGAAGGCCUUACUGCAUCAUACUCAUACACUAGACUUAUAAUUAAUCACUCAACGCAUGGAAGCGUACAUAGACAAGCGAUAUCAGCGCAAAUAGAACUGAAUUUUCUGGCUUGACAAUUAUCUACGGUUUUGUGGCAUCACGCAGAGCGAUGAGUGCCUUGAUCUCAUAUGUUGAUAUGGCGCUUUUAUUUAUGCGCGCCGGUGAACGAAAAAUCUAGCUUCAGUCUACUGCCAAACUAUUGCUUGAUCAAAAUCGACUUGCUCUGGCGUAGUUGCAGUAGGACAUAAUAUUAUGAUUCCAUUCUCUUUAUCCUCUUGCCCUGGAAUUGGAUGAUCAAUGUUGAGAUCAGCCAUCAUCACUCCGACCUGAGUAACUUGUUAGAAAUGCAAAGCCAGCACAGUCGACGUCAAACUUACCUUCCCAACAGUCCCUUGAUCGACACCAGAAGCUCUCAACGUCUGCGCUAGUCGAACAGCCAACGAUGCUGUAAACAUGUUGUUCUUCCCUACUUCUACCAUAACAGUCAUGAGAGCUGUAAAGUUGGCC
Molecule: messenger RNA, 2289 nt
Organism: Fusarium odoratissimum NRRL 54006
Lineage: Eukaryota; Fungi; Ascomycota; Sordariomycetes; Hypocreales; Nectriaceae
Exons: 4
Coding region: 79-1689 (536 amino acids)
Biological process (GO): amino acid transmembrane transport
Cellular component (GO): membrane
Molecular function (GO): amino acid transmembrane transporter activity
Source: RefSeq, a predicted model, not a curated record